CUCAGUUUGUGACACGCGGAGCGCGUCAGUCACAAAAGCGCGUCUUAGACUGAGAUCAUCCUUUCUCACAUGUUCAUCCAUUCGUUUUCGUCCUUACGUCUCAGCCAUGACAACUCAAGAUGAUGAACCAAUCAAGAAAGCGCCAAAGCCAAUUCGGCGCUUGGAACAGUCGCUUAUAAACAGGAUUGCUGCUGGUGAAAUUAUUCAGCGCCCUUCAUCAGCUCUCAAGGAACUCAUCGAGAACGCGCUCGAUGCUGGCGCGAAGCAGAUACGCGUAACUGUCAAAGAAGGUGGUCUAAAACUUGUACAAAUUCAGGACGACGGCUGUGGCAUUCGAAAAGCAGAUCUCCCAAUCCUCUGUGAACGCUACACAACAUCCAAAAUUUCUAAAUUUUCCGAUUUAGCUUCCAUUCAUACAUAUGGAUUUCGUGGAGAAGCACUGGCCUCGAUAUCGCAUGUUGCUCACUUGACGGUGACGACGAAAACAGAACUAGAUCCCUGCGCAUGGAGAGUUUCGUAUAGCGAUGGUCGUCCAGUAUCAAGUUCGCCCUCUUCUUCUCAACCUCGUUCUUCUCAACUUCCUUCCGCUUCCUCUUCGUCGUCUUCACAGCCUGCACCAUCCCAAGAAGACAUAAUAAAUAAUACAAACAUCAUAAAACCCUACGCCGGAACGAAUGGUACGACUCUAACGGUCGAAGACCUCUUUUACAAUACUCCCACUCGAUUAUCAGCUUUACGCUCCUCAUCCUCUUCCGUUUCUGAAGAGUAUGGAAGGAUAUUGGAUGUUGUAAUGAGGUAUGCAGUUCAUAAUCCGAAUGUUGGGUUCAGUUGCAAAAAAGGUGCAGGCGGAGUAGGGAGUGUGCCGGAUAUUAGUACGCCAGGGGAAGGUACGAGUGGGAGUGGAAGAAGUGCCAGUGUCGAGGGUGCGAUCAAGUUGGUUUAUGGAGGGAAUGUGGGGAGGGAGUUGAUGCAUGUUAAGACGUCUUCUGAGGAUGGAGACAAGUCUUCGAGGAAGAGAAAGAGGAGUGGCGAUGCCGGUGGUGAUGAGGAGGACGGGGAUGGAGGCGAGGAAGAGGAAGGAGAAGAUGAUAUGAUGAGGGACACUGGAGACGAAGAUGACCUUCCACCUCUUAAAAGCCGGACAACCUGGUCCGCCGAAAUUUACGCAACAAGCGUCAACUAUCAUUCCAAAAAGAUAACCUUUCUCUUAUUCAUUAAUCAUCGCUUGGUAGAGUCGACACGUAUCAAGCGAGCUGUUGAAGCUGUUUAUGCAUCCAUACUCCCGAAGGGGUCAUAUCCGUUUGUCUACCUGAGUCUGGAAAUUGACCCAGCAAGUGUGGACGUGAACGUUCACCCAACAAAACGAGAGGUCCAUUUCUUAGAUGAGGAUAAGAUUACAGAAGCAGUGAUGGAUAAAAUUCAAGCAGCGCUCACCGUAAGAAAUGAUUCUAGGACGUUCGAGUAUCAGACCCUCCUUACAAGAGGAGGAAGCAAUGUGGAUGGAGUCCAACAACUUCAGCUUCGUGAUCGUGGUCCAAAAUUCCGCAUACAGGAUGAGGAAGAGCAACGAGAACAAAUAUCCUCGCCCUUGAAGACUCCCGCUUCAAAACCGUACCCACAUCAUAAAGUCCGAGGCGUUACAGCUCAAGAUCGCACUUUGGAUUCCAUGUUCCUCCCAACUUCCCAUCCCUCGCAUCAAUCCCAGGCUCCAGCUAAACCCACUCCUUCAUCUUCAUCAUCCGCCGCUGUCGCCUCAAGUCAGAGCAAAGGCACUCCUCGGGAUAUCGACGCGGAUUCAUCAGAGGAAGAUGAUAACGAAGAUCCACUUCUGGAGGACGUAGUGACUCAAACUCAGAAUACAACUAGAGGAAGGACUGGGAAGGAACGAGAAAUGGUGAGGAUCCAAGAUUCGAAGUGUUUCCUGCAGAGCGUCAUGGAGAUGAGGGCAGAGAUUAAGAAGGCAGGACAUGAACGUCUACAUGAUAUAUUAUCCAAUCACACGCCGGUCGGUAUCGUAGAUUUGGAACGAUGUCUCGCUCUCAUUCAGCACACAACGAAUUUAUACAUGAUCGAUUAUGGGGCCUUGUCAGAAGAAUUGUUCUAUCAACUUGGCGUACGCCAAUUCGGGGACUUUGGAAAGCUACUCCUCGAACCACCUCCAGAAGUUCAGACGCUCAUUCAGCUUGCUGUUGAUUGCGAGACCACAGUCGAGAAAAGUGGAAUGACAAAAGAACAAGUUGUUCAGGCCAUCGUUGGACUUUUGAUGGAUCAGCGAGAAAUGCUCCAAGAAUAUUUCUCGCUUAUCAUCAAUGAGAAAGGAUUGUUGGAGAGUAUACCCAUGUUACUGAAAGAUUACACUCCCAAUUUGGACCGUUUACCUUCCUUUUUGAUGCGACUCGGUCCACAGGUAAAUUGGACGUCCGAAAAGGACUGCUUCGAGACUUUCCUCCGCGAACUGGCGUUCUUCUAUUCGGCGGGUUUCGCCCCUCCCCCUCCAGCUUCUUCCUCUCCAUCAUCAGCCGAUAAUAUGGACGUGGAUGGCGGUCAUGGGGACGGUGAAAGCGAUGAUCUGAUGCAGGAAGAAAAGGCGGAACGAUGGCAGAUUGAACAUGUUUUGAUGCCCGCGAUCAGGGAUUAUCUGGUUCCGCCAAAGGGCUUACUGGGUUCGGUGGGACCACAGGGUGUGAAAGGGAAAGGGAAAGGGAAAGUGGGUGACGUUCAAAGUGGGAGCGCGGUGGUUCAGGUGGCCAGUUUGCCUGACCUCUACCGGGUAUUUGAGAGAUGUUAAUAUUGAAGAUUGAUUGUUGCCUUCAUCCGAAUGAAGCGUCAUCUCGCUAGAACAUGAAACACAGCAUAUGUAGAUGGAAUAUUGCAGCUGCGUGAUACCUGGUGUUUGGUGGAACCUUCGGUAGCUUGGGACUGCCAGUGAUACUUGGUAUUAAAUCGGCUAUUGGUGUGAUGGAAUAAUGGUAU
This is a messenger RNA of Cantharellus anzutake, 2973 nucleotides long. RefSeq lists its product as uncharacterized. The coding region runs from base 107 to 2788 and encodes 893 amino acids. NCBI's taxonomy places the organism in Eukaryota, Fungi, Basidiomycota, Agaricomycetes, Cantharellales, Hydnaceae. The record is from RefSeq and is a predicted model, not a curated record. The transcript is spliced from 12 exons. Gene Ontology annotation, cellular component: MutLalpha complex. Gene Ontology annotation, biological process: mismatch repair. Gene Ontology annotation, molecular function: ATP binding; ATP hydrolysis activity; ATP-dependent DNA damage sensor activity.